CCACGUAGGUAUAUUCUACCUGUUCAAGUCUUCAGGUCUCAUAGGCUAGAUACAAACCUCUCUGGACGCUGUCAACUAGGCUUUACCGAAAUCUUAACUACUAUGCAGACCUCACCUGCCAAGUUCGCCGUCGCGGCCUGUAUGUGCUUGGCUGUUGGAGCUUUGGCAGAUGCAGCCAGGAAGCCCCAGAUCCAGACACUGCCCAGCCUGCGAGAGCAAGCCCGGAUUGUUGACGCUUGGACCGAGGAGCGGAAAGCACUUAUACCCGGUAUACUUCAGAAAUACGGCAUCGAUGCGUGGCUGGUGAGUCUAGCGAUCAGUCAACGCGAAUACGCCGAGGAUACGGUCUUUUGGGCUUUAAAGGAUUACGAGCAAUUCUCUGCCAGGCGCCGUACCACUCAGCUUUUCCUCGCCAACGCUACGGGCGACACGGCAUCGUCAUAUCAAUGGAUCGAUAACACCCCUCUGGUUUGGUCUGAGCUCAAGGAUGUCCUAGCUGACCAGCAGCCACGCACUAUCGCGCUGAACACGCACAGAGAGCUGGCCUUCAGUAGCGGUCUACACGCCGGUGAAUUGGCGGCCAUUGAGGCUGCCAUAGGAGCGGAGUGGACCAACCGUUUCGUGCUCGAGCCAAUGAUUGCUGUGGAGGUUGUCGCAACCAUGGUGAAUAGCCGACUCAGUUGGUAUCAGAAGUUGAUGGAAACAGCAUGGGCAAUCAUCGAGGAGGCUUUCAGCAGCAAGCAAAUCAUUCCUGGCGAAACGACAACAUUGGACCUGGAAUGGUGGAUGAGAGAGAGGAUUCAAUCCCUCAAUUAUACGACUUGGUUCCAGCCAAGCGUUUACAUCCUAACCGAAGACGAUUGCAGCAUGUGUGCUACGUCAAACAACGCCAUGUUUCCCGGCGACAGAGACCACGUCAUUGAGUAUGGUGAUAUUAUCCAUACUGAUUUUGGCGUGUCUGCCUUGGGCCUCAAUACUGACACGCAGCACAUGGGCUACGUUUUGCGGACAGGUGAGACGGAGAGAGACAUUCCUGACAGUGUCCUCGAGGGCUUGCGGAAAGCGAAUCGACUACAGGACAUAACAAAGGCUCAAAUGCGAAUUGGUGCUACAGGAAACGAGAUUCUGAGGAACAUCCAUAAACAGAUGGACAAGGAAAACAUCCAAGGCAAGAUCUACUGCCAUGCCACUGGAGAAUUUGGCCAUAGCGCCGGAACUGUGAUUGGAAUGACCAACCUGCAAGACGGGGUUCCAGGUCUUGGAGAUCUUCCCCUGCUGAGAAACACGUACUACAGCAUUGAGCUUCUCGCCCAACACUACGUUCCGGAGAAAAAUAUGACGAUCAACUUCCCGUUGGAGGAGGACGUAUACUGGCGGGAAGAAACUCAAAGCUGGGAAUGGGUAUACGGCCGGCAGUCCGAGUACCUCGUUAUUAACACCUCCCACAUACCCGCAAGCCAGCCACUCGAGCUCUAAUAUUUUUAAGAAAAUAAAUAUUCUCAACACCGUAUGAAGGCGCCAUGUAUGUCCUCGGACGUAUACGGAAUAGAAGCG
Messenger RNA from Diaporthe batatas, 1554 nucleotides. RefSeq lists its product as uncharacterized. The transcript has 3 exons. The coding region runs from base 103 to 1476 and encodes 457 amino acids. The record is from RefSeq and is a predicted model, not a curated record. NCBI's taxonomy places the organism in Eukaryota, Fungi, Ascomycota, Sordariomycetes, Diaporthales, Diaporthaceae.